AUGACCAGAACCACUUUGGCAUUACCAUUUGGCUCCCUAAUUCUUGUAACCGGGGCUAAUGGAUAUAUUGCUAGCCAAGUCAUCAAUGAACUUCUGCGUUCUGGCUAUCGUGUCCGAGGAACUGUCCGUGAUGAAAAGCCGUGGCUAGACCAGUUCUUUGCGGAAAUCUAUGGACGCAAUAAAUUCACCACAUGCAUCCUGUCCGGUUUUGAUGAUGUUGGGCUGAUUAAGCACGCUUUGGAUGGAGUGGAUGGCGUCCUACACCUGGCGGGGGACAUCCCUAUCACGGAUUGCCCACAAAACGUUAUUCCGCUCUCCAUUUGCUCGACAGUCAACGUCCUGAAAGCCGCAAGCCUACAGCGCUCCGUCAGAAGGGUCAUUCUAGGCUCUUCUUCGAUGGCCGUCUACACAAGCAUGCCUAACCAAGAGGGCAUACAGAUCACUGAACAUACAUGGAAUGACGAGGCUGUUAGAGAGGCUUGGGCUUGUGACCAGUCUGCCCCUUCCAACGACGCGUUACAAUGGAAGAGACGGCUGGCGAUCUAUGCUGCGUGUAAAACUGAGGCAGAAAGAGCGGCGUGGAAUUGGGUCAAAAAGCAUCGACCUCUCUUUGAACUAAAUGUCGUGGUGGCGUCGUACACGGUUGGGAAAAUCCUGCACCAAGAGAUCAGUGGCUCAACGAUGAGAUGGGUAAAAGAUCUUUUAGAGGGUAAAGGAGAAGUCAUUUCAUUGGUUCCUCCAAGUACGUCGAGCACUGACGACUCACCCGUGAAGCAUUAUAUCCACUAA
Molecule: messenger RNA, 789 nt
Organism: Aspergillus lentulus
Lineage: Eukaryota; Fungi; Ascomycota; Eurotiomycetes; Eurotiales; Aspergillaceae
Source: RefSeq, a predicted model, not a curated record